AUGGCGGAAGUAAAGAUAGCGAGUAAAAGAUAAAUCUGCCCUCUCAUUCCAGCUCUCCCUCGUAACGUUGGCCUAAGAAGUUUUAUUGUGAAAGUUAUUGACCGGAUCUGAGUUCCUUGUUUAUGGUUGUUUACCGUCUUUGUGACACGCGCUGACAUUAAGGCAAAAGACCAAAGCGUUACUAGUCUGGCAUGAGAUAACAUUUCUGCGCUUUUUUGAGAACUGCAUGUGCACAGUGACUGUCGAGGUCUCCACUCCUCUAAGAGCUGCCUGAGUUUUGAUAUUUGUUCUUCCUCUUACUGACAGCCCGAAGGAAGAAAGCCGAAGUGGGUCCCCUCACUGCCCUAAACCGGAUGAGCCCGAAGAGCCGCUUGGCACCGCAAUGGAGACUGGAGCCGCAAACGAUGUCAGUGUGAAAUCUGAGAAUAUGACUUCUGGAGUGAUCAUCACAAAAGAAAUGGAGAAAGAGGAGAAGCAGCUGAUGGAGGAGGGGGAAAAGAAGGAAAAGAAAAUGAUGGAAGAGGCCCGGGUAUCGCGGAAGACGGAUCCUCAUGACAUGCGCUUCAAGAGACUGCAGCACUUGCUUCAGAAGAGCAACAUCUACUCUAAAUUCCUGCUGACUAAAAUGGAGCAGCAGCAGAAUGAGGAAAAGGUCAGGAAGGAGAAAACUGAUAAAAAGAACACAAACGGUGCAGAGCCUGAGAAAG
Molecule: messenger RNA, 707 nt
Organism: Notothenia coriiceps (black rockcod)
Lineage: Eukaryota; Metazoa; Chordata; Actinopteri; Perciformes; Nototheniidae
Product: lymphocyte-specific helicase-like
Exons: 5
Biological process (GO): DNA methylation-dependent constitutive heterochromatin formation; lymphocyte proliferation; pericentric heterochromatin formation
Cellular component (GO): pericentric heterochromatin; nucleus
Molecular function (GO): chromatin binding
Source: RefSeq, a predicted model, not a curated record